CGCUGAAUCCAGCCGGCUGGCCGACUCCCGGCGACCCCCCAGGAUGCCAGAGGCCGGGAACUCCUGCCAGGACCUCACGCGAUGGAAGAAGAAGAAGCCGUCGGUCCACCGCACCGUCAGCCAGAUCUGCCCACCCCCGCGGCGGCCCCUGACCGUGGCCGACAUCCGGCCGGGCAUGGAGAACGAGAGGCUGGGGGUCGUGCGGGAUUCCAUGUUUCAGAAUCCGCUCAUCGUCAAGGCUGAGCUCGGGAAGCCCCGGGAAAGAAGCUGCAGUCUGCCCGGAAUUAAUUUUAAUUAUGGACUCUACAUCCGGGGGCUGGAUGGAGGGGUCCCUGAAGCCAUUGGACACUGGAACGUGUAUAAACAACAGCCGACCUGCCCCCACGAGCUGACCCGGAAUUAUAUCGCCAUGAACCGAGGGGCAGUGAAGGCUGGCCUGGUCACCGCCCGGGAGAAUUUGCACUACCGUCAGCUCAACGACAUCCGCAUCAGUGACCAGGAUGACAGGCGCCUCAAGAAGGAACCGCCCUCCCUCCCUCCAAAUAUGACCUUUGGGAUCCGGGCACGGCCUUCCACCCCCUUCUUUGAUCUGCUGCAGCAUCGGUACCAGCAGCUGUGGGUGCAGGAACAGAAGGCCACCCAGAAAGCCAUUAAACUGGAGAAAAAGCAAAAGGUGAUCCUCGGGAAGCUCUACGAGACCCGGAGCAGUCAGCUGCGGAAGUACAAGCCGCCUGUGAGGCUGGACGCCCUCUGGCACAUGCCUCACUUCCAGAAGGUGGGCCCCCAUCUUGCGACCUUCCCCACCGAGGCCGAUCGCCAGAGAGCCUUCAAAGCCCACCGGGAAGAGUGCGCCGUACGCCAGGGGACCCUGAGGAUGGGCAACUACACCCACCCCUAAAGCCUGUCUGACGCGGUAGAAAAUUCUCUGAAGGACUUGCCUGCCUUGCCCCAACUCACACAAGACACUCCCCCACCGUUCUGCGGCUUCUGCCUCGGCCAGGACCUCAGAUUCGGGUCUUAGAUGGCUUAUUUUUGCUAAGAGCCCACCUUUAGAGUUAGCCACACUCGCUCCCCUGAGCCCCAGCAACCCCUCACUUAGGCACUCCCCUCCUCCAGCAGGGCUCUACUUUGCUUCUCAAGCCCCAGCCUGAUAAGAGAAACUCAAGUUUCAAGGCAGAUUUUAUAGGCUCCAGACUAAGGCUCUGUCCUCAAGUAUUAAAAACAACCCAUGUAUUUGCUGUAGAAAGUGUGACAGCAUCAUGUUUUGAAAGCCCUCAUUUCGUAUUGCAAACGUGAGCUUUAAUUUCUCUUUUUGGGAUGCCUGAUGUCUCUCCGUGGCAGUACUAUAUCUCUGGGACCCUUGCGGGCAGGAAGAGCCCACGCUCCUUACUUGGAGCGGGCCCCCCACCUCCUCAGGGCUAAGACACCUCCACCAACACUGACCUAGGAAGGUCACCCCUCCCGCCUCCUGAAAGACAAUGCGCUCCAGGGCUGAAAGCGCCCAGACUGGGGCCCUUUGUACCUCCAUCUUUCUGCAGGUCCUCUGCUUUCUCCCCACAAAUUAGAUACCGAUCUACUUUAAAUUAGAAGAGCUAUUUGUCAUCCUCCCCUUGUGCCUUUAUUUGAAACCUGGUAAACCAGUGUGAGAAUCAGCCUCAGACUCUCCAAGGGCCAUGACUUUCUCCACAACAUCUCGACCAGCGCCUAUGAAAAGUCAGGCAAACUCUCAAGUUUUAAAAUUCCCUGACUAGUCUGAGGGUUCCCAGCAUUGACCUUCAACUUGGAUCUCUCCCUAGAAUCCCACACUCAUUUAUCCAACUGCAACCCCCCGCCCCCGCCCUGCACCAGGUGUCUCCAUUCAAGCGUCGGCCAUUCAUCUCAAACCAGCACAGCCAAGACAGAAUUCUGGAUUUUUUUCCCCCCACCAUACUUGCUUCUCCCUCCGUUUUCCCCAUCUCACACUUGAGACCACCCAGAGGCUGAAGACAAAAACCGUCACGACUCCAUUUCUUUCACUCUCACAUCCAGUCCAUCAACAAGCCUGUCAGUGUUACUUCCAAAAACACUCUGAUUCAUCUCCGGGCCCCCAUCAUCUCUCUGGAGAAUUGCAUCAGGUUCCUGCUUCUCCCCACAAUCCCUUCUCCACAGCUUGUCACCUGCCCACCCUUUCUUGUCAUUUGGAUCUUAGCUCAAAAACCAAGUCCUCCCAACCCCCUCAGGGCAGUUCCCUGGUGGGCGCGUGGUUAGGAUUCCCAGCUUUCGCUGCCGGGUCCUAGGUUCAAUCCCUGGUCGGGGAAGUGAGAGCCCACGAGACACACGACGCAGCCAAAAUUAAAAUAACAUCAGGAAUUAGUUUAAAAGUCAAAAAAGAGUAAGAUGUCCUCUAUGGGAAUUCCCUGAUAGUCCAGUGGUUAGGACUCAGGUCCAGGUUCAAUCCCUGGUCAGGG
Messenger RNA from Cervus elaphus (red deer), 2447 nucleotides. RefSeq names its product cilia and flagella associated protein 77 (gene CFAP77). Lineage: Eukaryota; Metazoa; Chordata; Mammalia; Artiodactyla; Cervidae. The transcript has 6 exons. The record is from RefSeq and is a predicted model, not a curated record. Bases 44 to 898 code for a protein of 284 amino acids.